This is a messenger RNA of Molossus molossus (Pallas's mastiff bat), 4450 nucleotides long. It is a transcript of the gene EAF1, whose product is annotated as ELL associated factor 1. Gene Ontology annotation, biological process: positive regulation of DNA-templated transcription; regulation of transcription elongation by RNA polymerase II. The record is from RefSeq and is a predicted model, not a curated record. Gene Ontology annotation, molecular function: transcription elongation factor activity. Bases 105 to 1175 code for a protein of 356 amino acids. Gene Ontology annotation, cellular component: super elongation complex. NCBI's taxonomy places the organism in Eukaryota, Metazoa, Chordata, Mammalia, Chiroptera, Molossidae. The transcript is spliced from 6 exons.
CAGGCCCUGGUCUUGGAAGCCGAAUUCGGGAGCCGCGGGGAAAACCCCUGAGCUUACCCAAACCAGCGCCGAGGACGGCAGAAUCCCGGCGGAAUUCUAUCACCAUGGCCCCGCCUCCGCCACUUCCGCUGCGAACCCAGAAGUGCCUCACCGACGCCGGAAGUCCCGUGGCCUUGUUUCCGCAGAGGCUUCCCCCACCCCGACGCGGAGGAGACUUGCUUCCGGCUCCGGGUGGGCGCCGGUUGGAUUCCCGGUGCGCUCCGGAGCGGUGUCCCGGGAGCACCGCUCUCCCGGACGCCGGCGCCGGAAGCUCGUACGGUGGCCGCGCCGGAAGAGCGCCGGUCCGGGCGCGAGGCCCGUGCGGGGCCAUGAACGGGACCGCGAACCCGCUGCUGGACCGCGAGGAGCACUGCCUGCGGCUCGGGGAGAGCUUCGAAAAGCGACCGCGAGCCUCCUUCCACACCAUUCGCUAUGAUUUUAAGCCAGCAUCUAUAGAUACCUCCUGUGAAGGGGAGCUUCAGGUUGGCAAAGGAGAUGAAGUCACAAUUACACUGCCACAUAUCCCUGGAUCCACACCACCAAUGACUGUGUUCAAGGGGAACAAACGGCCUUAUCAGAAAGACUGUGUGCUUAUUAUUAAUCAUGACACUGGUGAAUAUGUGCUGGAAAAGCUCAGUAGCAGCAUUCAGGUCAAGAAAACAAGGGCUGAGGGGAGCAGUAAAAUCCAGGCCCGAAUGGAACAGCAGCCUACUCGUCCCCCACAGCCAUCACAGCCCCCACCGCCCCCUCCACCUAUGCCAUUCAGAGCUCCAACGAAGCCUCCAGUUGGACCCAAAACUUCUCCCUUGAAAGAUAACCCCUCACCUGAACCUCAGCUGGAUGACAUCAAAAGAGAGCUGAGGGCCGAAGUCGACAUUAUCGAGCAGAUGAGCAGCAGCAGUGGGAGCAGCUCCUCAGACUCCGAGAGCUCCUCCGGAAGCGACGACGACAGCUCCAGCAGCGGAGGAGAGGACAGUGGCCCCGUGUCUCCUCCGCAGCCCUCACACCAGCAGCCCUACAGCAGCAGGCCGGCCAUCGCCAACGGAACCAGCCGACCGCAGGGAAGCAGCCAGCUCAUGAACACCCUCAGAAAUGACUUGCAGUUGAGUGAAUCUGGGAGUGACAGUGAUGACUAGAGUGGAUCUUUUAAAGUCAACUUUCUGGUGCACAGAUCGCUACAAUACCGGGCUACUUUGCACGGAGGCCACCGGCAAGAGGCAAAUAUGGAUCAGUGACUGUAGUAGGAAUUUGAGGCUCUGCAGCUCUCAGAUAUUCAAGUCUUUAACUUAACGGUGAUGGGUGAUCUUCUCGUGUCAUUUUUGAACAAUCUCAUGUUUCAAGGUUUAAGUUGAUCUAUAGAAGAACUAACAAUAUGUUUCUGUUUGGUUAACAUUGUUAAUGAAAAACAGGCAAAUGUGCCCUGGUCUAGGUUACUGAAAGGCCUUAUCUUCACCAGGCCAGUGAUUCUGUUUUAAACCCCAGCAGCCACCCGUUUGGCCAAGUGGUCUGCACCAGUGAAGUGAGAAGCAGUCUUUGAGGGGUAUAGGUGGGAGGGGGGAACCUCAAACUGCCACAUAGAAAUAUGUUAAAACCACUUGAAAUUGUGGAAAUAACAUGGUAAGGAAGUUUAUCUGACCCAGCCUGACAAGCCUGUGUAGAAAUGGACUUGAAGGUGGAGUCCUCAAGUGUCCGCUGGGCAGGACCCUGGGCCCUGGCAGUUCAACCUCCUCAUUUACAAAUAAGAAAAGGGAGGCACACCGCUGGUUUAACCUCCUGCCCCCAGCCCAGGCUUUUGCCACUGCUCCCUCUCUUGAAUCUCAGUUAUUUGAACCAGAUUCUUAGACAUGAGACUUACAGACGUGCAUAGGAACUUUUAUUGGAUUCCAAAAAACAAAAGUGUUGGAUUCUCGUAGCUCAAAUUCAGAUCUAGACAGUCCCAAAAUACAUGAGGCUGGGUUAGCAGAAUAAACCAGCAGCCACUGUGCUGACACACAUGACCCAGUUAAAUUGGGGCUUUUAGUUCCAUGUAGAUCCAGGCUAAGUGUUCUUCAUUCAGUGGGUUUUCGUAGGGGAGGUAGUGGGAGAGAGGUGUAGUGAAGAAACCUUUCUAAGCAAGUGAACCAGCAGCAGGUUUUCCACAACCAGAGUGGAAAGAGGAGUUCUGCAAUAUGACAUGAGCACAUUCUUUUGAUAAGGUGUGUCUGUUCAUGCUUUUGUACCACUGUUUGUGCCUGACUCCCAGACUGAUUUGUAGUUUUUAUAUACAGGUAGAAGAGAGUCACAAGGUUGCCUUCUGCAGUGUGCAGUUUCCAAUGAAUUUGUUGUUGCAGGAAACUGAUCACUAGUAAAUGUGUCAUAUUGAGUGAAUGUGUGCUAAAUUGUCCCAUAAUUACUUGGGAGUAUCCCAUUUCUGUAAUUUGAGUGAAUGUGUCCUGAGAAACUUCCAUCUACUUUGGUUUGGCGGGUAUUAGGAACAUUAAAUAGGAUUUUCCUUCCUGGGGUUCCUCCACUCAGAUGGCUUCUCCUUCCCCAGCUAGUGGAGGGACACAAUCUAGACCUAGAAAGGAAUUAGAUGAUCCAAGGUGGUGGCUUUGGUUAGAGUUGAGCCUUAGGGAGUCACCUGUUUUAACUGCACAGUUACCCCAAUGAACUGGAGAUGUGGACCAGCAGCCUCUGCAACAGCACGCUCACACGGCUCCACCAGGUGUAGGUAAUGGGUUACACUCGUACCGUGGUGGGUUCUUGGCCCAUCGGGAGGUGUCAGUGGAUUUAAUGGCAUGUAGGAACUUACUGAUAAUGAAGUGAUAGUUGCUUUAUAUUUCCUUAGGAAUGACAGCUCAGGGAGGGUAAAGGUCAUGAUUGGGAGACAUGAAUUGUUACUGGAUGUGGGAAUGUUUCACUGCUCUUAACUUGCUCAAGCUAGGGCAGGUUUCAGGAACUUGAACUGAAAAUAUCUAUUUAAGCCUUUUUUUCUCUCCCAAAGUCUUCACAUACGUAGACAGAACUGUGGUUUUGGUGUGUCGGGUACUGCUGUUUGUUUAUAGGAAAUGCUUGCAUGUGGCACUGGGUUUGGCAAGUCAUGUUUAUAGGAAAUGCUUGCAUGUGGCACUGGGUUUGGCAAGUCAUGCUGUCUGAGCUUCAGACGCCCGUCAUCCAUCCUGCCGACACUGCACAGCCAUUCUCCCGCGCGGCUCCAGUUCAGUUCUCUGCGCAAAGCCUUUGGUGGUUCCCUUCCCCUGCCCUCCAUCUUUACUCACCACAGUAAGGAAUCUUUUCUUUUUGGAAAUUAAGAAUUUCGCUUUCAGGCUACUUCUCACAAGUACCCUCAUGCCAGCCAAACUGGUCUUGUUCUUCCUGCCUCUGUGCCUUCUCAGCCUCUCCUCCUCCUGAAACGUCACUCCUGAGGCACCGUCUCCUGCAGGUGCCGUCUUCAUGAUUCUUCCUCUGCUCUUUCCACCCGGCUGGCGUGCACCGGGUUUGUACCUACUUCUCCUCGCUUGAGCUCUGCUUAGUAUGAACUCCUGAGAAGCAGGGACCGUUCUUCUCAUCUCCUUUCUCUGGGAUGUCCACAGGAAUAGACAUUCAGAUGCUUGUAGCUGGUGGGGAGGAGGCAGAGAGAACCGACCAGUAGAGUAGAGAGGGUAGACAAAACAUUCCAGGCAUUUGGAGACAGCUAAAAAGUAUCCAUACUGAUUUUCAUGAUUUUGAAGUUUCUAACUGAAUUGAUAAAAUUAUUUUUUCUUUGUUCUGUAUGUCUACCAUACUGUGGGUCAUUAGGUGAGGUGUAAAGACUUCAGUCCGAAUUAUCUGAGGAGUCAGGGUAAGCCACAGUAAAGACAUGAUUUGGGAAAACAUAAUACAAAGAAACUAGAGAUUUGUAACAAUGCCACUCAUUAACCAUUUUACUUCUGUAGCAGGAUCAUUCUUUCUGUGUGUGGUAUUAUGUGUAUGUGCUUCAGUAGUGGGAAAACUUGAAAAUUCCAAAAUCCUCACUUCCCUAUUCAAGAGGCUGGUUAAGUGGGAUGUGUGUGGGUGUGUGUAUGUGUGAUGUAUUUAUUACACUAUUUUGAAAGAGUAAUACUAUGUUAUGUGGAUAUAUAUUAGGUACAGCCAAAUUGGAUGUUUCCGUUUGGCAAGGAAGGUAGGAUUUCCGAAACUCAGGCCUUAACCAGUAGGUUGGAAGACAAGACCAAUUGAAGCUUUAUGAAAUAUGUGUAUUUGUUGCUUCUGUUAUUUCUGUCUUGGGUUCAUUGUCUCAUUCUUUAAUGAUUUUUAAAAUUUAGUGCUUAAAAGUUUAUUUUGCUUAAUUAUGAAGUAGACGUGCAUGUUUACAUUUAUGUAAAAUAUUUGCUGUGUAAAGUUUUUUGUUUAUUCUCUUAAAAGAUCACUAUAUAUUUAAGUAAAAAUGAAG